Molecule: messenger RNA, 679 nt
Organism: Entrophospora candida
Lineage: Eukaryota; Fungi; Glomeromycota; Glomeromycetes; Entrophosporales; Entrophosporaceae
Source: the annotation of a GenBank genome assembly
AUUACAGAAUAAUUACACGUUACUAAAAAUAGUAAUGAUGAUCUCCACUUCAAGGCAAUUGGGAAAACGAUGGGCUCUGGAAACUGAGCAUAACAUUUUGCUUUUAGCUACCGGAGAAAAUGCUCCUUUUUUAAGUCACCAAGAAACAAUAGAUUAUGAUAAUUUCAAUGACAAUAAUCUGGAAUCAGAUUUAAAUGAAUUAACGAGUGUAAUUGAACAGUUGUCUGGACCUGGUUCAAUUGAGGCAGAUGAAUAUGUUUUCAUUGAUCAACAAGUUGAUUUUGAAGAAGAGAUGUCAAUGGAAAAAAUAGUUAAUAUUAUUAGUGGAAUAGGUUCAAAUGAAAUCAAAGAAAAUAUUACUGAAGAAAAAGUUAGUAAUAGUGAUGCUUUAGAAAGUGUUAAUAAAGUUCUAAAUUUUAUUCAACCAAAUGAUUUGAGUGUAGAUUCACAAUUAGUUAGAGGUCAUCAUAAAAAUCCCAUACUGGAUACAAUACCAUUAUGGAAAAAGCUGAUUGUAAAAGUAACAGGUGUAAAUUUAUCUUCAAAAGCAACCUUGACACUUGCAAUUGACUAUGGAACCCAAGAAAAUCAAGUAAAGUAUUAUGUAGAAAAUUCAGGCAAUAAAGAAUUAUUGAAUGAUUGGACGCAAAAAACUAUAGAAGGAAAAUUGGAUCAAUAA